ACACCGGAACGGAUGAGGAACAUGAUGUGGGUCCUGAGCAGAAAGGGAACUUCAGUUACCAGAAUUCCCCUGUCAGUCAUAUAUCUAACCAAGAUGCAGAAAAUGAAUCACUGCUGAGUGAUGGUAGUGACCACAUGACAGAUGUUAAAAGCAUUUGCUCUAGAGAGCCGCAGGAUCCAAAAACCAGCACCCAUCCCAAAGCCCAGAAUGAAGCACACAACUGCAUGGAUAAAAUGACAGCAGUCUAUGCCAACAUACUGUCAGACUCUUACUGGACGGGCUUGGGGCUGGGUUUCAAGUUGUCCAACUCUGAAAAGAGGAGUUGCGACAACAGAAAUGGAGGGAACAAAGCUGAUUUUGAUUGGCAUCAAGAUGCACUGUCAAAAAGCUUACAACAGAAUUUACCUUCCAGACCUGUCUCGAAACCCAACCUGUUCAGCUCCGUCCAGCUCUACCGGCAGAGCAGCAAAAUGUGUGGAACGGUGUUCACUGGUGCCAGCAGGUUUCGGUGCCGGCAGUGCAGCGCGGCCUACGACACGCUGGUCGAACUAACAGUUCAUAUGAAUGAAACAGGUCACUACCAAGAUGACAACCACAAAAAGGACAAGCACAGGCCUACCAGCUACUCGAAGCCUCGAAAAAGGGCUUUCCAGGACAUGGACAAGGAAGAUGCACAAAAAGUUCUGAAGUGUAUGUUCUGUGGUGAUUCCUUUGAUUCCCUUCAAGAUUUGAGCGUUCAUAUGAUAAAAACAAAACAUUACCAAAAAGUGCCUUUGAAGGAGCCAGUACCAACCAUUUCUUCAAAAAUGGUCACUCCAGCGAAGAAACGUGUGUUUGACGUUAACAGGCCUUGUUCCCCCGAUUCCACAACGGGGUCUUUCUCAGACACUUUUUCCCCACAGAAGAACGGGAACCUGCAGUUAUCAUCCAACAACCGCUACGGCUACCAGAAUGGUGCCAGCUAUACGUGGCAGUUUGAGGCCUGCAAAUCCCAGAUUUUGAAGUGUAUGGAGUGUGGAAGUUCCCAUGACACCUUGCAGCAGCUCACGACCCACAUGAUGGUUACUGGCCACUUCUUGAAAGUCACAAGUUCAGCUUCAAAGAAAGGAAAGCAGCUUGUUCUAGAUCCUUUAGCUGUGGAAAAAAUGCAGUCGCUCUCUGAAGCACCAGCCAAUGACAGCCCGGUUUCAAAGGCAAUCAGUAAAUCAUCAUCUGCAGAAUGCAUAGCUCCUGCUUCUGAAAUAAAAAAAGAAAGUAAAAAAGAUAAAGCUGAUGAUGCAAACAAAGAUGAGAAAGCAGUAAAAACUGAAGAGUAUGAAGACACUCUUCAGAAACCACUGGAUCCCACAAUGAAAUACCAGUACCUCAGAGAAGAAGAUUUAGAAGAUGGUUCAAAAGGUGGUGGGGACAUUUUGAAGUCUUUGGAGAACACUGUCACGACAGCCAUCAAUAAAGCUCAAAAUGGAGCACCUAGCUGGAGCGCAUAUCCCAGCAUCCAUGCAGCUUAUCAGCUCUCAGAAGGAGCUAAGCCAUCUCUGCCUGUGGGUUCCCAAGUACUGCAAAUCAGGCCAACAAUGGCCAACAAGUUGAGGCCCAUAGCUCCAAAGUGGAAAGUCAUGCCUCUCGUCCCUAUCUCAGCAAAUGUGGCUCAGUGCACUCAAGUGAAGAAGGAAACUGAUGAUAGGGAGGAGGUACAAAAGGACUAUGCUAAAGAGAGCAUUCAAGCUGAGCAUGUUUCACUCAGCCAGAGUGAGAGGGAACCUAUCCUCAAAUCUGAAGCCUCUGGGGAGCCAAAAAAGACAGAACCAUGUCCCUUGAAAGAAGAAGACAAAAUUAAAGAGGACAGUGGAAAAGAAAAAUCAGCCCUCAAGGAACCAACAACAGCUUCUCUUAGUAAUGGUUGUGCUGCUGCCAACCAUUCAUCAGAGCUGCCUUGUGUCAACCCUCUCAGUGCCCUGCAGUCGGUACUGAAUAAUCACUUGGGCAAAGCCACUGAGCCUUUACGGCCCCAGUCCAACUCCAGCCCGAGCUCUAGCACGAUUUCUAUGUUCCACAAAACUAAUUUAAAUAUGAUGGAGAAGCCGGUUUUAUCUCCUACUCCAACCCCACCAAAGCCUGCAAGCGUAACCAGGCACUAUUUGUUUGAAAAUAAUGAUCAGCCUAUUGACCUGACCAAAUCUAAAGGCAAGAAAGCUGAGUCAGCUCAAGCACAAUCUUGUACUUCUCCACCUCAAAAACAUGCUCUGUCUGACAUUGCUGAUAUGGUCAAAGUUCUUCCCAAAGCUACUACACCAAAACCUGCUGCAUCUUCAAGGAUCCCAUCUAUGAAGUUGGAAAUAGAUGUCCGACGCUUUGAAGAUGUCUCAACAGAAGUCUCCACUCUGCAUAAAAGGAAGGGCAGGCAGUCGAACUGGAACCCUCAGCAUCUUCUCAUUUUGCAAGCUCAGUUUGCUUCCAGCCUCUUCCAGACAUCCGAAGGUAAAUAUUUAUUAUCAGAUCUAGGCCCACAGGAGCGUAUGCAGAUCUCAAAAUUUACCGGACUGUCAAUGACCACCAUCAGCCACUGGUUGGCAAAUGUCAAGUACCAACUUAGGAAAACUGGAGGAACAAAGUUUUUGAAAAACAUGGACAAAGGGCAUCCAGUCUUUUACUGCAGCGACUGUGCAUCUCAGUUUCGAACCCCAUCUACUUACAUUAGCCACUUAGAAUCUCAUCUAGGUUUCCAAAUGAAAGACAUGAACAGGCUGGCUGUGGAGCAGCAAACCAAGGUAGAGCAAGAAAUCUCCAGAGUUUCAGUUCAAAGGUCUCCUGAAACAAUAGCUGGAGAAGAGGACACAGACUCUAAGUUCAAAUGUAAGUUGUGCUGUCGGACAUUUGCGAGCAAACAUGCUGUAAAACUUCAUCUAAGCAAAACACACAGCAAGUCACCAGAACACCAUUCACAAUUUGUAGCAGAAGUGGAUGAAGAAUAACUCUUAAGCCCUUGCUUUUGACACGAGUGAUGGUUUCAGUUCAGCGAUAUGAAAGGCAGGAAAGGAAAUGAUCUCAGGCAUUCCCAGCCCAUUGUGCGCUGCUGUACGCAGACAUGGCAAGCAGUCCUCGUCCUGGCUUCAGUUUGUGGUUUUGCAUGCAAGUCGGCAGCGGCUGUACCUAAAGAUUAAACAAAAAGCUGCAGAAGAGCACGGCUGCUCUAGGAGGGAGUGGAAGGAGCUUCCCACCCGCCGCCCGGCUCUGCCACCGCUCUGGGAUGCGCUGCUUACAGCACGCGCUGCCAGUGAGCUUCCUGGAAGUGGAAAAAAUCCUAACGCAAAGUGACGGAAGACAUAAAACCCUAGAGAGAGUCUGGAGACCAUCCCAUGUCACAGGGCCUUCCUGCCUCCCAGCCCUGCCCGCAGCGCCCGCCAGGUGAGGGCUCAGCUCUGGGGAGGCUCAUUGCCCUGGGAGCCAUUUCAAUAAAUGUAAACAUUUGUGGUGAUGGUUUGUUGUUGUUGUUUUUGUUUUUAAUUACUUCUAUUCAGAAUCGUUUUUUUUCUACCCCAACACAAUUCAGAACUUUUGGAAAAGCUGAGGUAGAACUCUACCAGAGCAGGAAAGGCAUCUGCUGGUCUUUUGUUCUUCUGGGACUUCAAGGUUUUCAAACUCUUUAAAAAGCAAAUGAAGCAAGGUUCUUCCCACCCUUUGGAGAAAAGCUGUUUUAAAUCUUCUUGUAUUUAUGCAAGAGGGGCAAAAUUGUGAUGAUCUACCAGGUUUUUUACAGUAAAACAGCAAUAUUAAUGAAAAACAGUCUGGAUAAUGUCUGGUCCUGUUCAAAACACCACGACUUAUUCCAGGACUUUUACUAGGCAUUACUGGUAGUGUUAUCAAAUCAGGCUCAAGACUUGCCUUAAAGGAAAGUCAAUCAUUUAAAGUGUUUUAUUUUUAGUUUAUGAGGUGGAAAAUAAAACUCCUUCUAAAACUUUUAUGAUAGACAUCAUAUUAUUUACAUGUCCCUAAAAUAGCAACUAUUUCUUGUAUAAUAAAAAAUGUUUAUAAAUUACUUUUAGUCUCUGUUUAUGACUGCAUUUAACAUCCAAACAUGGCUUGAGGUUCGUCCUGAACCUAAAAAAAUCAGAGCUAGUAGAAUAACGACUUUUUACAUAUGAAUGUUUUGGUAAAUGGGUCAAAUUCUUGAUCACUCUUCCUUUUUUUAUCAAUCUAAUAAUGCCAUUAUCUUUAGGCUUCUUAUUCAGAUCUCUGAUUUCUAUUAUCUAGGUGAUCUAAAGGAAAAUAAUAGGGAAUAAUUAUUGAUUUUUUUAAAUUGUUUUGAUUUUUGAAAAGCCUAUUAUUUCUAAAUUGUGGAUACAUCAGCACAAGUUUUGUACUCAUAAAACUCCAGUAACAGUAAUUGCAUUCCUGUUAUCUGUAGCUUCAGUGAGACCUCAUGUUUUCUACUUCUAAUCCAAAGAUCUUGUCUUCUCAUAAAGAGAGCCUGAAUUUUAAGUUUAUUUCUUGCUACACAUUCAUUACUGGCAGAAUUUACCCAGCAACAUUUUUUUUACAGCUGUGUUAUGUUGCUUCUACUCCAUGAGCUACCUUGAAGUUAAUUUGUCAAACAUUUGUCCCACUGCUUAGGGAAGGUUCCUGAUCAGAUGAGUGGACCAAUUUGUCAUGGCUUGGUGGAGGGGUGCCGGAAAUCAGACGGCUUUCAAAAGCCUUUGUCUGGGGGACUCCUGUAAGGCAGCUCAGGCUUGGAUCAUGCGGGUGACUUUUUAUAUCACAAACAGCAUUUGGACAACUAGUAGGUGAAAACUGUCUUGCCAUUUCCCUUUCCAAGAUGACUUUGACCCCUUAGACAGACCUUCCUGGAAGCUCUUCAUUGCCAGUGUCCAAUUCUUUCUAUUUUUGGCAUUUGGCAUGCAACAGAUCAAGGUAUAAAAUGGGCAUAUCAAAACUGAACCCAGAUCCAAAAUCCCAGCUACAUCAUGAUACUCUUUGGGAGAAGACUGGGUCUGGGUUUUAUCUUCACUACUUCAGUCAGUCUCUGCUUUGAACAGAUGCAUUCAUCAGCUGCAUUAAUUUACCAAUUGUCAUUAAGCAAUUUAAAACAGUGGGAUGCUGGGUUGUUCCUCGGUAGUCAUUUGUCAAAGGAAAUGUUGAAAGAGGGAAUUAGAAGUAACGGAGUUAUGCUAUUCUUCCUCUUGAUUCUCCAGUCUUUAUUCUUCAUACUGCAUAUUCUUCUAUUAUCUUAGGCUAACUUUGGAGUGUUUGUCAGUUUUUGAAAAUGGCAAGUAAUUAGUCAAUAUGUUUUCACCAUAUGUAUCAAGCUCAGUAAAGAGGCAACCAUUGGCCUUUGUCAUGGCACAGUAAGCGUUCGUUUUCUCAGCACUUCAAGUUACGCUGAGCGUGUGGUGAACGCCAAAGAAUUUAAUGAGGAAUUUUACAAUGAAACAUUUGACAUAAUAAUUCACUGUUCAGCUCAGUUCACAAAUUUGGGACGAGUCCCCGCUUCAGAUUUCAUCAACUUGUGCUGUUCACACUCGAGGUCUUGCAUGAGCUGCAUCUCCCCUGCCUGGUGCCCUGAGCAGAGAGCAAAGAGGCUGUGCAAAGGGUGGAUAAAUUGUUACUGACUCAAUGUGGUCCUAUUUUACAUCUUCUUGGCACAGAUGCUGUGUACAAGAGGGAAGAAUUCUUGAAACCAUGUUUCCCUUCCAGACGGCCUUAGCACUUACCCCAAGCUAGUAAGUGCACUCUUUCCAUGGAGAAAUUCUUGCUUUGAGGCUUCCACUGUUGCUGACUGUCAACGUUCUAUAAAAUAUAAAAAAAAUCAGAAUCUGAUUUUAAUGCUGCUGAUAAAAAGUGUCAUUUGCCCCGAUUUCACCUUCUGAGCAAAAAUAUGUGCAGUGCUUCUGGAGAGAGAGAGAGGAUAGGCAGCAGCCCUAUCGGGGCCCUUGGGAAUACUCUAUUUCAAUUAUUUGUGGAACAGGUUUUUACAUUCUUCACUGGCUUUCCUUAGAUUUACAAAUAGAACUUCUGAGCUCAGACUCAAUUCAGUGUUUUGUUUAACAUUUUGGGGUACGUACAAUAAAUAGCCACAAAUAAGAAUGAUGGCGCAUUGUUUUACUGCAGUCGUGAUUUAAAUAUAUGUGGCAUUGCUACUGAAGUCAAUAGGACUUUCUCCUGAGUAUGUUUUGCAGAGUAUGGUAUCAUUAAAAUAUGACAGUUAAUAGUCUUGUUUAUGUUAUUAUAUUUAAUGAA
Meleagris gallopavo (turkey) is the source of this 6234-nucleotide messenger RNA. NCBI's taxonomy places the organism in Eukaryota, Metazoa, Chordata, Aves, Galliformes, Phasianidae. The record is from RefSeq and is a predicted model, not a curated record.